Messenger RNA from Sus scrofa (pig), 2327 nucleotides. RefSeq names its product N-acetylglucosamine-1-phosphodiester alpha-N-acetylglucosaminidase (gene NAGPA). Gene Ontology annotation, biological process: secretion of lysosomal enzymes. The record is from RefSeq and is a predicted model, not a curated record. NCBI's taxonomy places the organism in Eukaryota, Metazoa, Chordata, Mammalia, Artiodactyla, Suidae.
CAGAGGACCCGAGUCACGUGGGGCGAGCCCACGUGACCAGCAACCAAGUCCAACAUGGCGGCCUCCAUAGGCCGCUGCCUUCUCUUCCUCAUUGCGCUGUGCCAUUUCCUCGGUGAGGCGUCCGGCUACCUCGGCUUAGGGGCCUCCCGCGACGACGACUUGCUGCUGCCUUACCCCCGUGCGCGCACGCGCUUCUCCCGGGACUGCACAAGGGUGCGCGCCGGCCGCCGAGAGCAUGAGAGCUGGCUGCCAUCCUCCGCGACCCCCAGCGCCCGCGGCCCCUCAGUGCGCACUUUCGUCUCACACUUUUCAGGCCGCGCAGUUGCGGGCCACCUGACACGGGCCGCCGAGCCCCUGCGCACCUUCUCGGUACUGGAGCCUGGCGGACCCGGCGGCUGCGCGUCGAGGCGCCGCGUGACGGUGGAAGAGACUGCGCGGGAGGCCGGCUGCAGCGUUGCUCAGAACGGCGGCUUCUUCCGCAUGGACACUGGCGAGUGCCUGGGGAACGUUGUGAGCGACGGGCGGCUGGUGGGGAACGCCGAGGGGCUGCAGAACGCGCAGUUCGGGAUCCGCCGCGACGGGACCCUCGUCACUGGGUACCUGUCUGAAGAGGAGGUUCUGGACACUGAGAACCCCUUUGUGCAGCUGCUGAGUGGGGUCGUGUGGCUGAUUCGCAAUGGAAGUAUCCACAUCAAUGAGAGUCAGGCGGCUGAGUGUGACGAGACACAGGAGACAGGUUCCUUCAGCAAAUUUAUAAACGUGAUAUCGGCCCGGACAGCUGUGGGCCACGACCGGAAGGGGCAGCUGGUGCUCUUCCAUGUGGACGGGCAGACAGAGCAGCGGGGCAUCAACCUGUGGGAAAUGGCAGAGUUCCUGCUGAAACAGGACGUGGUUAACGCCAUCAACCUGGACGGAGGGGGCUCCGCCACCUUCGUGCUCAACGGGACCUUGGCCAGUUACCCGUCUGAUCACUGCCAGGACAACAUGUGGCGCUGUCCCCGCAGCGUGUCCACUGUGGUGUGCGUGCACGAGCCCCGCUGCCAGCCGCCUGACUGCAGCGGCCAUGGGACCUGUGUGGAGGGGCACUGCCAGUGCGUGGGGAGCUUCUGGCGGGGCGCUGCCUGCGACGAGCUGGACUGUGGCCCCGCCAACUGCAGCCAGCACGGGCUCUGCACGGAGACCGGCUGCCGCUGCGAAGCUGGAUGGACAGGGUCCAACUGCAGUGAAGCUUGCACCAACGGCUUCUUUGGGGAGGACUGUGCCAAGAAGUGCCAGUGUCAUAAUGGAGCCACCUGUGACCCCAUACAGGGGACCUGUGCCUGUCCCCCUGGCUUCACUGGAGACACGUGUGUGCAGGAGUGUCCCCUCGGCUGGUACGGGCCAGGCUGCCAGAGCCCUUGCAAGUGUGAGCACCAGUGUCCCUGUGACCCGCAGACAGGCAACUGCAGCCUCACCUGGUCACCCACACUGAACAGCCUCCUCUCCCAAGUGAAGCAGUGUCUCCCGCCUCCCGGGGCCACCCUGAAGACAGAAGAGCUCUCUGUCUCCACCAGUCGGGGCUUCUCUCUUGCCCACAGGACCACCUGGCUGGCCCUCACCUUGGCCCUGGUUUUCCUUCUGCUGAUCAGCAUGGCUGCGAACGUGUCCUUGUUCCUUGGGUCAAGGGCAAAGCGGAGCCGGCAUCUGGUCGGGGCCUACGCCUACCACCCGCUGCAGGAGACGAAUGGGGAGCUCCUGGCCGUUGAGAAGGAGCAGCCAGGUGACACCUGUAAUCCCUUCAAGGACUGAAGCCUCCGGCUACCCAUCACAGCCUGUUUUGAGGGCUUGUUUCCACAAGCUCCGGCUUCUGCAGGGGAAGUGCCAGGCCCUGACCAUCUGGGUGGUUUCCUGACAGCACCUGUGCCUCAGCACCUCACCCGGACGCCUGCCGUGGCACAUGCCACCCCAGUAGUCCAGCGCUUCCUGGAGAGACUGCCUCCCUCCCCGCCUGCCUGUGUCUGCUGCUCGGAGGCCCAUCCCCCAGGGCCUGCCCCACUGCCAAAGAGCCUCCAGCCUCCUGGGACGGGGCUGCCAGUGAAUGGAACUUGUCAUGACUGAGCCAUGGCCAAGUGCAGGGUCCAGCCAGCCCCCUCGGACCCGGUGGAUUGAAGGGGCAACGGCCACAUCACAGGACCCUUUUUUUACAGACCUCAUCACUGAAUUUGCCAACUAGAAUUCUGUUUCCUGUCAAGGGAAGAUCCUUAGAAGGGAAGAGGGGUGAAAUCAUGUUUACAGGCUCUACUGCCAAGAGGGUUUUUCUACCACUUGAAUAAAUUGAUACAAUCCAA